AUCCCCCACCUCCCCACUCGCGCUCGCGAUAGGGUUACAGGGCCGCCGCCGCCGCGCCGCCCGACAGCCCGCCCCUCCCGCUCGCUUCGAGGCCCGCAGCCGUUGCUCCGCCCCGGCCACUCCUUCGGCCCGCCUGCUCGCCUCGAGGCCCUCAGCCGCUGCCCCGCCCCGACGCCGCCUCGCCGGAGUUUGCGCCGUCGCCUAGGCUGAGCUCUCAUCUCCUCUCCGUCUUCUCUGUUCUGUUCUGUUCUGGGUGCAGCUCUAUUCCUUCUUGUUCGUCUCUGUUCCUAGUUCUUCUCUGUACAUGGAAAAAUGGAUGGAUGUUUGUUUGUUUGUUUGGUAGGAGUAGAUGAUUUGCUUGAUUGCUGAAUGGAUGUAUGCUCGUUUUCAUGCUCAUAUUCGACAUAAAUUGUCCAAAGCAACUAGAGUAAGUCUUAGCAAUUCAACACACAGUUUUAGUUCAGGGACAUUACAGAAAUUUUAGCACACAACUCAUCCCAUAAUCUCAGACCACAAUCUUAGAAAAAGAACUCGGCAGCUGAUUCUGGGUGAUUCUGCAGGAAGCUGAUUUUGGGGCAAGUUUCUCAAAAGCUGAUUUUGGAGAAUCAAAAAGCUGAAAAGAAUUGGGCCCUUUUUUCCUCAGAUACACUAAGACAAAAUUAGAGCUCUACUCAGAACUUGAGGCUCGAGCAGCUCAUGAACUUCCAGUAUGUUGUAUAACAUUGGUUGACAUACGCUUGAGUAUGUACUCAUAUGGGUCCAUGGUGGACUAGAGGUUUGGCGGGCAUGAUCUUUAAAGAAUGAUCUAUCAUGGAUUCUAGUAGAAAGUAUAAGUUAUUCUACAAACAUUAUAGGAUAUACUGGUCUGAGGGAAAAAUAGAAAUAAAAAUUCACAAUGCAUUUGUUAGUCUGUGAAUUUCUAAUUAGAUUAUUCCUGGGACAAUAGUAAUUCUAUUUGUGAUCAUAUUUCGUCUGAAGAGCUGCUACUAUCGGCUACCAUUUCUCUUCAGUACUACAAGAAAUAUCUGAACUAAACUUCGUUAUAUAUAAUUGCAAAAAUCUUUGUGAACCAGCGAAAGGCAUUGGGACCAGCAAACCCUAUUUUCUUCAGGAACCGGUUCAAGAAAACAUUGUAGCUUGAAUCAGCAAAAGACAAGAGUAAAACUUUGCCAAGCUUACUUGAUAGUUUAGUCUUGUCAUAGUAACUUAAUCCUAAUAGUUAUGAUCUGUUUUAUUUGUAGAACUUGGGUGGUAUUAUUUUGUACAUUAAGUACAUAAGUAACAUUUUAUUUCUUCAGGUUCUUAUACAGCUACUUUGUUACAGUUAAUACAGAUAAUAUUAUCUUGUACCAUGGCUAGUGCGGAGGAUGUGAAGCAGCGGCAGGUUGUUGAAGACCGUGCAAGAAAUAUUAGCCACAAUGUACGGUGCACUGAGUGUGGCAGCCAGUCCAUUGAAGAUUCGCAAGCAGAUGUUGCAGUUCUCCUUAGAAGGUUAAUUCGUGAUGAAAUAAAAUCUGGAAAGAGUGAUAAGGAGAUAUACAAAAAACUAGAAGAAGACUUUGGAGAAACAGUUCUAUAUGCCCCUAAAUUUGAUCUUCAAACUGCUGCCAUAUGGUUAUCACCGGUGAUUGUGGGCGGCGUAGCAGCUGGUGUGUGGGCUUACCAAAAGCACAGGCAAAGGACCAACGUUCACAUCAUGGCUCUGAACCUCGUCCGAGGGGUUCCCCUGACUCCAAGGGAGAAGGAGACGAUGAUCGACAUCCUCACGCCGCCCCUGCCGGCAAGGAGGUGGUGGUGGCCUCUCAAAUGAUGUUCUUUCAUGUCCUUAGACGCGACAUUGAGUGGGUACCAAUUUCCUGAGGUACAAAUGUUCAGGAUGGCUGGAAUUUUAGCACGUGAUUUCGUUGCACAUCUCGCGCCCUGCUUGGAGCUUGGGCUACAGAUUUUUUUUCUGGGUUUUAUAACCGGAUGCUUGCGAUACCUUGGUGGUUUGUGAUGCAUGAACCUAGCUAGCAGCACAUGUUGCCUUCCUCCGUAUGCUGGCUGUGAAGCUGAAAAACAGCCUCCUGUUAAGUGUAGUUUCUUCCCUAAACAUGUGGUGUCACUGCUGACCCUCUGUGCUAGCAGUCUAGCACACAAGUAGAGCAUUUUGUUCUCAGAAUAAGCUGCAAAUUUUAAUUGAAUUUUCGUAGGCUCUUUGAUCGA
Messenger RNA from Triticum dicoccoides, 2205 nucleotides. RefSeq names its product cytochrome c-type biogenesis CcmH-like mitochondrial protein. The coding region runs from base 1352 to 1810 and encodes 152 amino acids. The record is from RefSeq and is a predicted model, not a curated record. NCBI's taxonomy places the organism in Eukaryota, Viridiplantae, Streptophyta, Magnoliopsida, Poales, Poaceae. The transcript is spliced from 3 exons.